This is a messenger RNA of Asterias rubens (European starfish), 2741 nucleotides long. Its product is annotated as probable arginine--tRNA ligase, mitochondrial. The record is from RefSeq and is a predicted model, not a curated record. The transcript is spliced from 14 exons. Gene Ontology annotation, molecular function: ATP binding; arginine-tRNA ligase activity. NCBI's taxonomy places the organism in Eukaryota, Metazoa, Echinodermata, Asteroidea, Forcipulatida, Asteriidae. Gene Ontology annotation, biological process: mitochondrial translation; arginyl-tRNA aminoacylation. Gene Ontology annotation, cellular component: cytoplasm; mitochondrion. The coding region runs from base 1 to 1740 and encodes 579 amino acids.
AUGUGGUAUUUGCGAAAAGGUGUUGCCAAGGCAACAGGUUACCAUGAAAACAGUAUUCUUCCAUUAAUAUCACCACUGCCUGCUACCAAGAGAAGACCUGUCGUGGAAUACGGUCUGUCACUAAAGUCCAUCUUUCAGAAAAACUCCUCUUCAAAAAAUGUCAGAUCGUCGGAUGGGUUGCAAAGGUUCGCUGGAGAAAUUGCAUCCAAGAUUGCCUGUCCAGCCCACAUACAUCACAUCCAUGUGGCUGGGGGUGGAUUGGUGACCUUUGAGGUCAAUCCAUCAUUGAUGGUACAGAAGGUGUUGGAACAGGUACAGACAGAAGGACGGCAGUAUGGAGUCACUCCAGAGCCGUGGGAGGACAGGCAGGAAGACAGGGUCAUUAUUGAGUACAGUUCUCCAAACAUUGCCAAGCCGUUCCACGCUGGUCAUCUGAGGUCAACUUUGAUAGGGAACUGCAUAGCUAAUUUGCAUAGCGCCCUGGGCCACAACGUGACUAGGGUGAACUAUCUUGGAGACUGGGGAGUGCAGUUUGGAUUGCUUGGUGUGGGUUUUCAACGGUUUGGAUCGGAGGAGAAGCUUUCAUCUGACCCGAUUCAGCAUCUGUUUGAUGUGUACGUUCAGGUGAAUAGAGAGGCAGAUACCAGACCUGAUGUAUACCAGGAAGCCCAGCGGUUCACACGUGCCAUGGAGGAAGGUGAUGACCAGUGUCUUAGCAUAUGGAGACGGUUCAGGGAGCUCAGCAUUAAGGAAUACACUUCAACAUAUACCAAAUUAGGGGUCGCCUUUGAUGUUUACGAAGGAGAAUCUCAAUACCUGGAGAAGGCUAAGAACCUUCUCCAACUUCUGAAUAAAGAAAACUUACUUCACAUCUCAGAACGUGGCACUGGCGUGGUCAACCUAGAGUCUUUAAGUCAUCCCCAACACAAGUGCCCCACCCUGAUGAAGAGCGACGGCAGUAGCCUGUACCUCACUAGGGACAUUGCCGCUGCUAUGGAUAGGUACGAGAGGUACACCUUUGACAAGAUCCACUACGUCGUCGAUAAGAGUCAAGAAGUUCAUUUCAGCCAGAUGAAAGGAGUGUUGAAGAAACUGAACGUGAAAUGUGCCAACAGGGUGAAUCAUGUCAAAUUUGGUAGAGUACUUGGAAUGCAGACAAGGAAGGGAAAUGUGGUUCUACUUCAAGAUAUCUUAGAAGAAGCCAAGAGGAGGAUGUUGUCCAAUAUGCAAGAAGCUGACUCGACCAAAGAGUUGUCUAACCCUGGUGAGGUGGCAGAGGUCCUGGGGGUUUCUGCAAUGAUCGUUCAGGAUCUGAGGUGCAAGCUAAUGUCGGACUACAAGUUUGAUUGGGAACGGAUCCUAACCAGCCAGGGAGAUACUGGCGUAUUCCUUCAGUACACUCAUGCCAGGCUCUAUAGUAUUGAGCAUCUCUCUGGUGUAUUGUUAACUCCAGACUGUGACAUGAGUACCCUCUGUGAACCAGAAGCUAUACUACUUGCCAAUCAUAUCAGUCUGUUUAGUACAGCCAUCAUGAAGGCACAUGCAGGUCUAGAACCAUGCCAUCUUGUCAAUUACUUAUUGCAGCUAUGCCAUUUUGUGUCCACAGCUCUAAAUACCCUUAGAGUGAAAGGAACUGACAGAGACCAAGCCGAGGCCAGGCUGUUGCUCUUUAACAGCACUAGGAAAACACUGUCAAAUGGUAUGAAGAUUCUCGGCCUGACACCUCUGGAGAAGAUGUGAGGUUUUUCAUCAUCUCAAGGUCUCAACUAAGUCGUGGCAUUUUUUAAUGAGCCUAAAAAGGUAUCUCAGCACAAACAAUGUAUGCUUACUACCAGACUGAAGUACUUCCAAGAUGUUGACUUACAGUGCAAUGUUUAUGCUAGACGUCAUAUCUGAUAUUGCAUUUCGAGGCUCGUGACUUUCUCCAGAUAGCAGCCUUGAGCCUAGGUCAAUCCCCUUCUUAAAGCACCUGUGACCUUGCAUUCAUUUCACAUGGAGAUUCGCAGUCAAAUCCUACGUACAUGUAAACAUAGAGAACAACAUUACAUGAAUGUACAAGCACAUUAUAAACGCUGCUGCAUUCAGAGGACGGAAAGUGAAGCGGGACCAAUCGAAACACAGGAUAUGGUGAGCUUACAUGACUGCACGCUUAUCCAAUGAAAUCAUUGUACCCAAUGAAAUUGUUUGUAAAAACAAUUGCCUUUUCUUAUCCUUGCGGGUUAAGGCAAAGGACCAGUCUAUGAUUAUGCGUGCUUAUAAAGGAAACACAUGAGGGUGCUAUAACAGUUUUACUGAAGGGGUAUUAGUGAGCUCUAGGCAUAGUCCUAGUAUGCAUCUGAAUUAAGAAAAUUUAAAUCUUUGCCUAUGCAUAACAUUUCUAGGCUUUUGUGAAAAAUAGAAACAUCUUGGCCCAUGAACUUGGCAAUUUACAAUAACAUUCUGGAAAAUUUCGUCCCCCCCAUAUGGGGAACUGUGUACAAACUUUCUCUCAUAGCGCCCUCUUUUGAAUUGUCAUCCUCCAGCCUAUGUUAAUUUCCCAUAUGAAGGACAGAAUCUCCAGAUGGACAGAUUUCCCUAGGACACCUUAUCAAAGGUUCCCCAUUACUUUAAGAUUUUCUACUGGAAGUGCCCUUUUAUACAAUAGAAACUGACCUUGCACUCUCAAGAUGUGAACAUUUUGGGUCAUUGUUUUAUGAUAUUGUUUUAAAGGCAGUGGACACUAUUGGUAAUUACUCAAAAUA